GUUUGACCUUCAAGUGCUCGCAACCUGCUUAGCUGACCGAUACCCAUGAAGCGUUGCCCUAGUUGUUGAUGCGUUCGUAAGAGACGUCCCUUGAUUUUUAAAAUAAAAGACUUGGGAUGUGUUUGGAUGAUAAAGAUUCUGAGGAGUGGCUUCGUGUUUGCUCUCGUAAAACAAAGCGUAAACUCAAGGCUACACGACCAGUGGGACGUCCUGCUAUUCAGAAACCCAAUGUUACUUUAGAUUACAUGGAUGAUGACAGCCUGGAAACGGUUUCAGGUAGAUUUGAUGGUAUCCGGUCUAGUUUACUACUUUCGAAGCCAGACAGGAAUUUUCUGGAGGGUUUAUUAAAGUCUAUCAAUCAGGCGUUCACAAUUAUAUCAAAUAAACAGACUGAGCCAAGUAGGAUUGAUGUGGUUUGUUUAGGAUUGGGUAACCCGGCUGUCCAUCAUUCCAGUUUACGUCAGUUAGUUGUACUAGAUCUUCUGUUGCAGUUUGAUCCACGUAUGGAGCGAUCACGUACUCACCUGUAUGAUCCUGUUUUCAAAUCUGUUGCUCGUGCUUUAAUAAGAAAGCUUGGAAUGCACAUUCUACCGAACAAUGAAGAAGGUUGUUAUAAAUUAUCACCUGAUCGUUUUUAUUUCGUUAUGCUACCACAUUGCGCUCCAGCUCUUCUAAAUAAUUUACUAUUUACCAAUUGGUCGCCUAGUAUACUUUCCCGUGUGGUACUGUUCUCUAAUGGAUGGAAAGAGGCUCGCCAGGAGUUAAUUGCUUCAGGUGCUUCAGAUAGUCUAAAGAUUGCUAAGGAACUAGCUUAUAUUACUGCCUUGGAGUCAGUGGUUCAAAGUCCUGGCAAAGAAUAUUAUCUACUUUGGUCUUCAAGAAAUAAAGUCAAGGAAUACAGAGAUUUUGAGGGUAUGCGUGUGCAAUGUUUUUCUCCUGUUGAAAUGGAUAGUUUACCAAAGAGUGUAUGGAAUAUACCUCCUUAUUCUGAAAAAACAGAUAAGGAAAUAUCCUGUUCUAGUAAAUUAACACAAUGUAGUGAAAUUUUUUCCGAUAUAAUUGAUGCUAAUGUUGUACCAAAUUUUAUCGAUUCCAACACUGAUGGCUAAGGAUAAUUUGUUUAAAAACCGGUUAAUAUAAUUCCCAAAAUUAGUAAUGGUAUUAUCUUUCACUUUUUUCCUAAUGAUCUUCAGACUCAUGAGGUAAAUCCAUCUUCAUUUGCUGUUUAUUUAUGUACAUUGAUUUUUCACUACAUUCCCAUAGUACGCUUAAUUACUGUACAUAUUUUAGUCUUUUUUGUAAAUCGAAUAUUAUUCUCCAUAGUGAGUGAACACGAUCACUUAUUUUGUAGUUUUAAUUUGAAUUUCAACUUUAAUUACUAAUUUGAGUGAUUUUUUUUCUUUUUGAGAGUUAAAAUAUACCUGUUUUGCCAUUGCAAAAAAAGUGAGGACUGAUUGCCUAAAAAUAUUUGUUUUUUUGCAAGACUAGCUAAUAAAGCUGUACAUUCGUAUUAAUAGUUAUUUGGCAAGUAAAGUUUUUAUUUAUUUUAGCACAACAUCGGUACAAGAAGGCACCAAAUA
Molecule: messenger RNA, 1580 nt
Organism: Schistosoma spindalis
Lineage: Eukaryota; Metazoa; Platyhelminthes; Trematoda; Strigeidida; Schistosomatidae
Source: the annotation of a GenBank genome assembly